AUGCAGAUCCUUAUUUGGGGUGGUCUGCUGUGUAAUGCUUUGCCGACAAUAGUGUGUCCACCUGGUACGAGAAAAGUAGACUCCACUUGUAUCCCCGAGUCCUGCGUUACAGAGUACCCCGAUGGGACGCUGGGAGAGUGUGGAGAUGCUGGGCUAUGCGUGCUCACAGCUUACGGUGCAUACGACUGCUCAUGCAUCUCUGGAUGCACUGCCAUCGACUUUGUGUGCUACUCUCAGGACUGCCUUACUGGAGGGGAUCCAUCCAACAUAUGCAGUGGGCACGGAUUCUGCAGAGCGGGACUGUGCGAAUGCGACCCACGCUACUAUGGUGUUAGCUGUGAGCACAUAAAGCCUGUGUGCGACGAGGGAACCCUCUUUGCUCAGGACGGCUGCCACCCAAGGAAUUGCGUAUCCAACGAACAGCUUUGUAGCUCAGUUGAUUCUUCCCUUGGUCGAUGCCUACUGCAACCUGUUCCUCACUGCCAUUGUAGCCCCCAAGCAGCUCUGCUAGAAUCAGAGCUGUGCUACCCUCUAACAUGCAUUCGCAACGGAAUCCCGUGUCUUAACGGUCGAUGUACCAAACAGAUAGUGGAUGACGUAGCAACCUAUUCAUGUGUCUGUGACAAAGGUUUUCAGUUAGUCGAAAAUAGAUGUGUUGCUUCCGAAUGCGUGAUUGAAGUGCGGAGUAGCCUUCUGACAGAAUGCAGUGGCAAUGGAGUUUGUACGUAUGAUGCGGGUCGCUCUGCUCAUUUCUGUGCAUGCCAUGCGCCGUAUAAAGGCAUAUACUGUGAUGCGUGUAGCGAGGCUAGUAUCUACAUGUCGUCCAGAGACCGCUGUAUUCCAAAGUCUUGCAUUUCCUAUCCAGUGAAUAGCAGCACACCUCUGGAAUGUAGUAACUAUGGGUCGUGUUUCAUGGUGUCAGGCGACUCAGACGGGCCUGAGCUUUAUGCAUGCACCUGUACCGAGGAUUUACCAAUAAAUACCGCCAGUAUGUGUUAUAGUACAGCAUGCAUAACUGAUGCAGAACUAAACGAGGUCUGUGGGAAUCAUGGGGUCUGCAUAGCCAGCGCAUGCGUAUGUGUUUCAGGGUGGACAGGGCCUUUGUGCACCGAACUAGCCCAAAAUAUCUAA
Molecule: messenger RNA, 1131 nt
Organism: Giardia duodenalis
Lineage: Eukaryota; Fornicata; Diplomonadida; Hexamitidae
Product: EGF-like domain-containing protein
Exons: 1
Coding region: 1-1131 (376 amino acids)
Source: RefSeq, a predicted model, not a curated record